Messenger RNA from Necator americanus (New World hookworm), 543 nucleotides. RefSeq lists its product as uncharacterized. NCBI's taxonomy places the organism in Eukaryota, Metazoa, Nematoda, Chromadorea, Rhabditida, Ancylostomatidae. Bases 1 to 543 code for a protein of 180 amino acids. Gene Ontology annotation, biological process: regulation of transcription by RNA polymerase II. The record is from RefSeq and is a predicted model, not a curated record. Gene Ontology annotation, molecular function: DNA-binding transcription factor activity, RNA polymerase II-specific; RNA polymerase II cis-regulatory region sequence-specific DNA binding. The transcript is spliced from 4 exons.
AUGAAAGAACCGUUCAAAUUCUUCCGCCCAUGGGAGGAUGUUACACCCUCGUCGCGGUUGUGUACUCCAGUAAUGGUGUGGCAUUUGGUGCCAGUCGCUCCUUGUUCCUAUGUGUUACCGGAAAACUUCUUCAGUCCAUCUGAGCUCUUACCAAGCUCAUCUGGUUCGUCAACAGAUUCCCUACAGACGACAUCGCCAAUGAAACGACAAUGUGUUCGAUGCAAAUGUGCAUUUUGUCGCAUGAGGAAAGCUGGAGAACUGCAAACUGAUAAACCAGUACACGUUUGUGAUGUGCCAAGAUGUGGGAAAACAUAUAGGAAAACAAGCCAUUUGAAGGCUCACAUGAGGUCUCAUAUUGGCUCGCGACCGUUUGAGUGCCAUUGGUUGCAGUGCGGCAAGACGUUCUCACGGUCUGAUCAGCUUCUGCGACAUUUACGUGCACAUACCGGCGAACGAAAACACACUUGUUCGUUCUGUGGAAGAAGCUUCGCUAGGUCUGACCACUUAAAACAACAUCAAUCCAGUCAGCAUAUUUUGGAAUAA